Molecule: messenger RNA, 2325 nt
Organism: Gadus morhua (Atlantic cod)
Lineage: Eukaryota; Metazoa; Chordata; Actinopteri; Gadiformes; Gadidae
Exons: 4
Coding region: 217-2325 (702 amino acids)
Source: RefSeq, a predicted model, not a curated record
UGUGAUCCUGACAGCAACAGAGAAGUACAUUUUCCUGACCAUUCUCAUGCUAAUGUGACAUGUGUGUUAGCAUCCUACAGUCAGAGCCAUCAUAGAUAUAUUGAUUCAAAAAACAGUCAGUGCACCUGUAACUCUGUGACAUUUCUAGCUUUCCUGCACGAGUUACAUCACCUGCAAAGCGCAGACCUUGAUCAGAUUUUGGAUCGCGGCCAUGCAAUGUAUGCCCUUACACUGGGACAGUUAUGUGUCGAUGGAACAAUGGUGCAUGGACACUUGAAUAUACAGGAACUCCCUGAGAUUGUUUUUGGCCAAAGACAGCAGCAUGUGCUGACAAAGUGUAACUCAAUGUAUGGAACGUUUGUAUCUUCUCCUGAAGUAGGCGAAUACCUCAACCUUGCAGCGAGACUUCAGUGCUUGACCUCUGACGUGAACUCCGCUCUGCUGGUAAUGACCUCUCAGUGCAUCGCUGUUUUCCGAGACCGGCAUGGAAGGUAUGGCUAUUUUGACCCACACACUAGACGACCUGAUGGACUUCCCUCUGGCCCAGAUGUACCCGGCACAGCUGUCAUGUUGACUUUCACGCAUUUAAAUGACCUGGUAAAAAAGUUGAUCGCAAGCUUUACUAUGUUAGGCUCCAGCCCUUAUGCACCAUAUGAGCUCGUUCCUGUGCUUUUUAACAGUGAGGAUGAAUUCUCUGUGGAUGGAGUUUUGGCAAAUGUAGACUCUAAUGCAGAUACUACUGAGUGCUCUCCCUGUGAUGACAUAUCAGACGCAAUUGAACUCAUGCACGUUUGUAGCGGUGAAGUUACGGUGGAAUGCGAUACAUCUGACAAACCCCAACAGAUGCCAAAUCUAUCAAAAUAUUCAAAAGAAAAAAGGCUACGGUUCGAAAAAAGACUAAAGGCUUUGGAGGUGACGAAAGCUAAACAUAGCAAAAAUGUUGAAACUGCAAAACAAAAAAAAUAUAGAAAAGAGAGGGAAAGGUAUGCUAAAGAUAAAUAUGUCGACAAAAAGAGAUCCUGUGAAACCAACAGUUACAGAAAAAAAAAGAUGUCCUACAUAGCCACUCGCUAUCAAAGAGACUCUAACUAUAAGCAGAGGCAGAGGUCAUAUAUCAGAAACCGUUACAGGCAAGACAAAAGCUUUAACCAGAGGCAGAGGUCAAAUAUCAGAAACCGUUACUGGCAAGACAAAAGCUUUAACCAGAGGCGGAGGUCAUAUAUCAGAAACCGUUACAGGCAAGACAAAAGCUUUAAUCAGAGGCAGAGGUCAUACACCAACACCCGCUAUCGCUUAAAUGCUCAUUUCAGGCAAACCCGAAAGUCUUAUAUUACCAAUCGUUAUGCAAACGACCCUGCAUUCAGAUCCAAACAGAAAGAAACGAUGAGACGACGCAUGCGCGAUAAAUACAGUAACAACCAUUCGUUUGGCAUGACUUACAACAUGUAUUGUGCAAUGAAAAUAAGACAAAAGUACAGAAACGUAAUCAGAAGACCCAACCAAAUGGAUGACAGUCGGCCGAACCAAAUGGAUAACAAUGUGAUCAAGGAUGCUAUUGAGACCGAUGACAACCCGCUGAAAAUGAGUUAUCCCAUGUCGCACCUAGAGAACAAAACACCAGACUCUGUUAAUGUGUGGAUGACAGGCUUACCCGACAAGUACAAAUCGAGACCAGAAUCGCCAGAGUUUGAGUCAAUGUGUUUGGCUGAUUUCGCUGCCACUUGUAGAAUUGUCUAUGGCAAACAGGCCCAAGGUGCAAAAGCUAUUCCCCUGCUCAAUGAAAUGGGAUUCGUUCAGAAGAGAACAAAGGAUAAGCCCGCUGUCAUCAAGUAUUACCAUGUCUCGCAGGAAAAGAAACCUGAGCAAUUUCACGGCACAUUGCUAAAGCUUUACCUGCCUUAUCGCUCAGAGACACAGCUCAAGUCCAUAAACUUCCCCACUUACAAGUCCUUCCAUGACCAUGCAGGCGUUCAGCUACCUGGUUCAGAGUACGCCGAGCUAGUGUCUGACAUUGUGAAACGAAACCGAGAGAAAUAUGAGAAACACAGGGAAGACAUCGAUAGUGCCAUCGCAGAGUACGAACAGAAUGGUUGCAUAAGAAACGAAUGGUGUAAUCUGGCUCCUGAAUGUGAACUGCAAAGGUUAGAGUGCAUUGAAGAACUUGACGCGAGACCAGCCGAUGAGGAUAACGUCCAAGAGAAUGUGCCAGACUACAACCUUAGGACGUUCUCACCGUCAUCCAUCAUAACACCGAAGGACUACCGGCUCGCGUCGCUGACAUCAAAAGUCAUCAUGAACUUUGUCUCGCAGACGUCCUCUGUCUAA